This is a messenger RNA of Spirometra erinaceieuropaei, 15212 nucleotides long. NCBI's taxonomy places the organism in Eukaryota, Metazoa, Platyhelminthes, Cestoda, Diphyllobothriidea, Diphyllobothriidae. The record is from the annotation of a GenBank genome assembly.
AUGCAGAGGAUUCCCGUCCGCUCAAGUACGUCCGUGUCUUGGAUCUGGUCCUGCCACCUCAGCUUCAGUAUUCUACGAAGACAACUGCGGUUGAAAGUGGUUGAGUCCGCGUGCCUGCUUAAUAUACACCGUCCAGGUCUCUGCUCCAUAAAGCAACGUCGAUAGGAUGACGGCCUUGUACAUCUGUAGUUUCGUGCUGACUGAAACACUGUGACGAUUGCGAACUGUGUUUUGAAGACAAUCGAAGGCUUGACUUGCCUUGGAAAUCCGGCGGGCGACUUUAUCGUCGAAUUUGGUGCUACGGGAGAGGCUGCUGCCCAGAUACGGCGGUUCGACUAUCGUUUCCAACAAUGUACACCGCGUGCCCCACAUCGAGGUGAACCAGGCAUGCUGACUUAUGCGUGAUUUAAUUCACAGUGGUAGUAGAUGUGCACAGCAUUUGCCGUGCACUUUCCUCCCCCCUCUGAACCUGGUGUCGAGACAGAGUGAAGAAGACCAAAGGCUGGGAACAGCCCAGGUGGAUGGCACGGUCGCGCCUGCACCUUGGCGCUCAACUCCACACUUCCUGGUCAACACAACAAAUGACCAAAUUUUUAACCAACAACAGCAAUGGGGAGGGUAACAGGAGUCCUUAUUUCCGCGACCUGUGCCGGCAAUUGGGUCGACUAUGGGAUUCAGAAUGCUGACAUUUGUUGUGGUACGCAUUCCGAUAACGCCUGCCAGAAUCUGAUAUGGCCACCGCGUUGGUCCAGCACAUCCACCAUGUUGCCCGUUUGGUGGGCACACCCACACACGCACACACACGGUGGCUGCCACCUGUACACUGCCCCGAAUCCUUCAAGGGCCUCGUGCAUAGUAUCCAGGUCCAAAAUUGACGCAGUGUUUCGCUCAUGAUAGCUAAAUGAGUCUGGGAUUUCUUGCUUAGACUAAAGUAACAUGAGCGCUUUCUUCGAUUUGUGUCUACUGAUGUGCCUUUUGCACGUCACUUGGUUCACAUAGAUGCAAAUAUGGAUUUCGCGUUCAACCCCUUUUCGCCUUCCCGCCGUAGCCUUUAUGUGAGUGUUGGCCGUUUGCGCGUCGUGUUGCUUAUCUCUGCUCUGUGCAUAGCCUUAUUUUUCUACUUCUGCUUAGCCGGCGCAUGGGGUCGAAGAAAGGCAGUGAACUUAUAAGAAGCCGGUCUUAAAUCCGGUCUGCUGACUAAAUUCAGCACUUGGAUAGUGGCUUUUGAAACAUAAAAUAAUUCCCAACAGUUCAUUAACCAUGAGGCAGGCUUCACUAGUUUAUCUUAUCUCAAAUUAUUUGACCAAUGUAUCAAAUGGCGUCUGGUAAAUCCGUACCCGUCCGGACAAACUUACCGUCUUACAGACUAGAGCUUGCGAUUACAAAAUAACACCGGGAACUGUAAGCAGUUAAAAGGCAAAAGCCCAUAUCAAAGGACAAGGAUUCAAGUGAGAAAAUAAAUUUCCCAAUUUGUUUAAAUCAAUCACUGACUCCAGUUGUGUUUCGGUUAGACUGUUGCCGUCCAUAUUGUGAUCGGCGUUGUUCCCCGGGUACCUUCACUAUCUUGAUGUUUCGCUCGCUUUAUAAAAUUUUUUUUCGGCGUUCAUUAUGCCAAAUCUCUUUUGGUCGUUCCCAUAUGGUCACCAAACUUCACUACUGAAUUUUAUCAGUAGCGAGAUCUGCACCCACGCAGUGUACUUUCCCGUACCACCGGACUUCUGGGAUAUCUUUUUCUGCUAGUGCCAUGCAGUUGUGCAUUGCCGAUUGCUAGUGAGAUUUCUCACUGAAUUCGGUCUUCUAUCCAAUCCGAAAAUGUGCUUUAGACCGGCCGGUCUAAUAAACCGAUUACCGAUCUCUCUGGAGAGAGCCCCGAACGUUUUUUGGUUAGACACCGUAACGCUGUCUGAGGGGCCAAAAAUUCCGGUAGUCACUGCAUGACCAGUAAAUAAUGUUCACUAAACUGUCACUUAAUUCGUAUAUCUAACAAACGGGGUUGCCCCGUCGUCUUAUGUUGCCUGAUGCCUGAUUUACCUAGAAAUUAGUCAUUGCAUGUCAGCGCAGCGCUAGUGCUAUCGGAAACGAAGGCUGCAGUGGCAGCGCUGUUACCGGCGUUAGGAUGACCGGCGAAAACUGCGAGACAAAGCCGUUUAACUGGAAUUACUAACUGCCAUUUCAAGCGUGCUUGCUGGAUUUUUGUACCAAUGUCUUCAUGCGUAAGUGCUCCACUUUGGCUGGACCGGGCACUCUUAUUUUACCUGCAAUGAACCCUAAUCGUGUAGCUGUUUUGUAUAAACGCCAGCCCUAUGCUUUGCAUCGCAAUGAGCCCGUACCCACACUUGAAGUUCCUAAUUCGUCAAGGAGACAGCAUAUACACGGUAUGUGUGCAGUAAAGUAUGUCCUGCUGGUGCAUUGGAUCUUCAGACCCCUGUCUUUUUUGCUACUACGUUGCCCAAAAUGCCCGACUGGGGACUCGCCUCAUCUUCCUGCAUUAGUUCAGUUCUACAACUUCCAAGCACUAAGCAUGUGGUUCUUAGCGUGACCACUGAAUUAAGGAUAGAAGUUUCUUGAUUCCGAAGACUGUCAACACGUUCUAGUAUUGGUGAUAAGCACACAACCGGUAUUUGCAACAGUUACCAGUCGACUUUUUGUUCGUGCUUUUCCAGCACGGCCCGGGUGUUUUUAGUUUAAUUGGAUUAAGUUCAACGUAAGUGUGCGUUGACUCGUUUGUAAACUGAUUGCUCUCAUGACUGUGCUCUACAGGAUACUGACGCGAUUGAAGUCCAGCAGUUUUCGUACUUGAAUCUUCCUUGUAUGCGUUCGACUGAACUGUCUUUUCAUUAUUUUCGUAGACACAAUGGACAAACCGCAAAUUAAACCCGAGUCUGGACUCACAGGACCUUCGACAAUCGUGUCGCAGUCACCAACACCAGUAACGCCGUCUGGGCGCCGAACUCGGGGCAGAGGUGGCGGUAGCCGUGGAGGCAGAACGCCUAAGCGACCUCGAACCAGCACCGGAGAGACUAUAUCAUCGAAUUCGGACGCUACGCCUCGUAGCCGCGGCCGAAAACGUGGUAGCACAACUAACGUCGGUAAGCGUGGCCGAGGUGCAGCAACCCCUGCUACGAAGGCAGGGAAGUCUGCAGUCUCUGCUGGGGAAUCCAUCACAGAUUACUUUGUCAGUGACGCCAUGCUCGAUAGCCCUCCAGAGCCGGAUCAAGAUGAAGAUGUAGCUGAGGACAGCGAGUACGCUCCCUCAGAGGACGAACGGUCUGUGCAUGCCAGCGGCGGUGUCCCACACUCAAGGAAAGGUGCAGCGUCCGGCACGAGAGGACAAAAACGACUUAAGGCCAUGCAACAAGAAACGGACGAGGAGGACGAGGAAGAGGAUGAAGACGAUGAUGACGAUGAUGAGAGCGACAGCGAUUCUGAACUUGAAAACGAUGCGGGCCUCUCCGCCGAGGUUUCGGCAUUACGCAACUCUGCAGAUAAUAGUGGUGUUGCCAACCUCUUCCAGGAUGACGAGACGGCCGCAGCUGGUGCAGCCGCCACUGGAGGCAAAGACAUCUACGAUUUCGACGCUCAGAGUAUUCUUUCAGAUAAACGGUUUAGAAAUUUGCGUCGUAAGAGUGCGCGGGCUGUCGCUAACACAACUCAAAAGACUCACAACACCCGACAGGUUCGCAGCAGUAAUGCGGCUGCCACUAGCUGGGGCUCAAACGUGUACAGCGCUUUGGCAACCUCGUUGAAGACACGCUCUGAUCUGGAUGCCUAUACAAACUUCUUGAAAUGUCCCUACCUGAAUAGUACAUUUGAUUCAAUGUUUGUUGAGAUUUGCAAACCGAGCAAUCAACAUGCUGGCCUAUUCUUUGGUCCUUCUUCAAGCUUACAGAGCCUAAUGGGCCGGGUGAACGAUCCCGAUCGAGUCGUUGAGUUACUCCACGCAUUCAUGUCCAAGCCCUAUGACAACCUCGCUAACCGGCUUGUUUGGUUUGCUCCUAUGAUACAUCAACAACCGGUUCCAAUGUCGAAUCUGGCGCUGGUUAGUCAUGAGCUAGCCUCUCUCGCACCGACUCUUGAUCCUGAUCUGCGAAUUGAACCGGCCUAUCUUUUGGAUGGUAACCUCAAUGUUUUAGUACAGACUGGCCCGCCGUUCACAGAUUUGGUUGUGUCACUCGCCCAAUACAAUGCCAUCAACAGCGCAGGAAACGUCGGUCGGUUUAUGACAGACGUAUCUCAGAUUGUUGUGUCGAACGACUUCUACGAGUAUUUGAACGACCUGGUUGCCCUACCGAUGGAAAAGAUAAUAGGUUAUGCCGAGAGAGCUGGCGGCAAUGACUCGGUCAACAUCGAUGCACUGGAUCCUCCGUGUUUACACCGACUGAUCGCCGCCGUAAAUCAUGACAGUCAACUCAUCGGCAUUGCUUUAACGGACACCUGGAGUCUUGAUCGUGUUCCGUUUUCACGGAAUCGCCGGAACAUAACCUUCUCAAAUUCUGAACGGUCUGCUAUUCCUAUUUCGGAAUUCGAUCGCGCUUCGAAAGUAAGCGCUGAUAUGUCGGUCGAACUUGACGCAUACAACGUAAUCGAGAAAGUAAUUGAGACCAUUUCAAGGAGUCAAGGGGAAGGGCAAACUGAGAGCCAUGAGCUUAAACCUGCGCCAUCGGCUCAUUUGCAGCGUAUUCAUAUGAUGGAUUGUUUCUUGCUCAAACCAAACGGUCGGAAGGACACCAUUCUUCUGGUUUGUUACGAACCUACGAGUAAUCCUCCGUUGCCUCCGAAACCUUCCGGCACAAAUGCCUUCAGAAUCUAUUCUCUCGUUGACGAAGAACGCUUUUUCUUUCUCAGGUUUGGCAUUGCAAGUGAUCUACCGGCUCUUAUGGAAGGUAUGUUCACAGCCGACCCGGAGAAACUAAUAGAACGGAAGGCAGUGGCAAUCCUGCCGGAUAAUUUGUUUGACAAUCUCAAGUCAGUCUGCUUACGAGAAGUUAUUGCUUCCAGCGGUAGUGCAAUUGUAAACUCAAUUCUUACACAAUUGGCAGUGCCAGCAACACCAUCGAACGCACAUGAUCUCUAUCAGUGUACGAAGUUUAUCCUUGUUGAUAGCCAACGCAGAGUUCCCCUUGCCAUUGUUUUUGAAGCCCCAAUCCGGCUAGCUUGGUCAACGGAAUCUACUGAGUGCUCUGUACGCUCCUCAAAUACCAGUGUACAAGAUGAGUUCAUCUCAAUUUCACCAGAGGCCUUGCGAGCAGGCGAGGAGAAGUUCAGUCCAGAGGCUAGUGAAUGCCGUCUCGUUGUAAUAAACGGGCUCAUGUACGCUCUUCAGGUUGAUGAAAAUCGGGUUGUGCAGCGCUUGGUUGAGUUGGUGCCAGCACGCUUCCAGAAUGUCGUUGCCCGCCCCGGUAGGGAAUCCGUCUCAGCACAAGCAAUCACGGGUGAUUUAAGGUCGUACUCCGCCUUCAUGCGGGUGUUCAACGAGGAGAGCUGCACUUCGUCCGUCUUUCCGGUCGUUAUCCAUCCACACUACAACCAACAGGCGAUCGCAGAAUAUAUUGCAAAUUUCUGUGAUGAGAUCGCUGACCACUUUUACACCAGUCCCGUCGCUUUCAGUCUGUACGACAUAGUUUUCCGAAUGGCUCUCAAACACACUCCCAAGAUGUUAGCGCUGCAACAUCGUGAAGCUGCCGAGGCGGCUGCAGCUGCAGCAGCAGCGGCGAACCCCCACGACCCUCCUCCGGCCCCAGUACCCCUCCCAGAGCAUUGGGGUGUUUGCUGUAUUUGCUCGAAAGAACUCCACUCGGUGUGCGGCCUGUUAGAGCACGAAUUGCGUCACGUUGGUCUGACUCGUUUCCGUUGUGAUGAGCAUGGACUCUGUUUCGUCGAUCGGCGCGCGUUGCUACAGCACAUCAAUGAGCACCCAACAGCAGCCGUCGCUUCUAAGUCUGGCCAGGAGGCGACUGGCAGUGACCAGGAGGAGGAUGACGAAGAGCCUACCAAUCGAACUGUCGUCAACGGGGAAGGCGAUCAAGUACUGCAAACAAGCCUUGCCCGUGUCUUUCAGAAGAACAUUCUCGAGGGUCGCAUGGAGGCGCCGCAAUGUGAAGUCUGUCAUGACUACUUCCCAACCGCCGAUGUCAUGGCGAUCCACAUGGAGAUCUGUGAUGGUGUCAGCUUUCGAGGUCGUAGUCCCCUCGCCCAGGCCGCACAAGGAAACGAGAGUCAGACCGAGGGGGUUGUCUGCGGUAUAUGCGGCCAGAGUGUAUCCUCAACCUCUGACAUUCAGCCACACUUUGUGGAAGCCCACCUCAGCUGUGUGAUUUGUAAGUCGAAACUCCGCACCAUCGAGGAGAUCUCCUAUCACUACAAGGUGCACAUUGAUCAGAUUGCCAACAGAACUAAUUCUCAGGACGAUACCGAACUUCUUAGUCAAGUGAUGACCUGUGAGACCUGUCUGACGUUCUAUUGUACAAAGUACAACUACUACUUCCACCAGUGGGCCGAGCAUGGUGUGGUCUACCAGCCCUCAGAGACUGAUCCCAGCGUAGUGACUCCGAUACAGGUGCGCAUCCCCCGGGUCAAGCCCGUGAACACCACCGACGAGAUAACUGAGCCCAUCCUGACAAAAAUCAAGUGUAAAUUUUGUAAUUUCCUCAGUCCCAUCUCCGGUAAACAGUAUGUCGCCCACCUCCAGUCUAUGCACGACAUAACCACCGAUAUCAAUCGUAUCUGCCGAAUUUGCGGUGAGGUCUAUGCCACAAUGGAUGAGCUCUCUGUCCAUCUACAGGAGCAGCAUGUGCCGAGCGGCGAAUUUGCCAACGCUGGAUCACAGACCGUCUUCAGCUGCGACCAAUGCUCCUUCUUCGCCUUCUCCAAGGGUAUGCUGUGUCAUGCCGCAGAAAUUCACAAUAACUUCUCACCCAUGAUGUACCACUGCCCCCAUUGUCACCAGCGCUUCGACGAUAGGCGAGUAUGGCGAAGCCAUCUGGAUAAACACACCGAGGGCUCUCUGCACACCUGUAACGAAUGCGGUAAGGAGUUCCGUUCGCGUCAGGCCCUCCUGCAUCACGUCCAAAUGAGGCACGUCGAUUGGGAUGAUGGACCGGCCACUUGUGAACACUGCGGCAUCACCUAUCCAAAGCAGUCCUCACUACGUUACCACAUUGCACGAAUGCAUAACCAGGUGAUCUCUCCCACUUUGGCUGUAAUUUUCCCGGCUUGGUUUAUUAGCGUGUUUACACAUUGCCAAUAUUGCCUAGGUUUUGGAUUACUUGCCCCAUCUGGAUCUUUCAUACGCGGUCGGCUGCAAGCGUAUACAUAUUUCACCAUGUGCCAAAUAGACUGCACACAUUCGACUAAAUUAGGCAACUUUUAAGCACUGGCGUCAAGUUUCGGUUAGACAUAGUGACCUUUUAUUCUCUUUGUCCUGAGAAGCCAAUUUUCCUGUUGUUCGUUUCAGGAAAUGGAGCAUGAAUGCCCAGUUUGUCAACAACGCUUUCGCGUGGAGACGUAUCUACGUAGGCACAUGAAGGAAACCCACAGCGGGGCCAUUCAAUGUGAAAUUUGCCAAAAAAUGUGUGCCAAUCUUCGCUGCUACUCUCAGCAUCGACAGAAACACUUCCGUACAAAAAUCUUCCAGUGCAAGGAGUGUUCGGCAACAUUCAAGAGCAAGACUGCGAUGAGGCGGCACGUGCGUGUCGAGCACAUGCAGUUGGGUCCGGAGAAGUUUGAGUGUCAAAUUUGCGGCAAGGUAAUGUCCCCUGUCUAUAUACUCGUAUUUGUGCGCAAUGUCCAUUGAGCCAGGACCUGCCCUUUCGUGGUUGGCUGCCUCUAAGACUUGUCAUCCUGCAGGUGAUUUCCAAGCAGUGUAACAAGCGUCUGUUGGGAAUCAUUUUAAGUUUUCACAAAUAGCUUUGGAUUUAAUGCGUUUUUUUAUGUCCACCAGCGUAUUUGUUGACCGAGUAGAGUGCAAAUGUUGUUGGCCACCUGUAGAAUACAGAAUCGCUACAUUCAGGCUCAUUUCAGCUCCCAACGAGCGGUCCCUAAAAAGGGCUGCUAAGGCAUUCCAGACGGCAGCCGAACUCCACUAUUGGUCACGGCUUGGUUUAGUGGGAGAGCGGCCCGCGUUGUCCUGGGUUGCCUGCGGAGUUGCAUGUCACCGUCUCCGUAGGACUUUUUGAAAGGAGGGAUAGGAGGGCGAGCAACACAACAACACCAGACACCGUAAUCUGGUUUCGUCCGUCGGUCGAGGCUGUGGUCGUUUGAAAAAUCCUCGCUUCGGGGAGUUACGGAUAAGAGUUCGUUCUUGAUUAAGGGCCGUGCGGUCACCACUCGCAUGAUACGACCUGCCACGCCCACGCAGUUUCCCCACUAACUGCAUACUCUUACACCCCAGAAUUACCCGGAUUAAAAACCAGUAUGCUACAAUUUCGUACGAUAUUUUCAGAUACACAUAGUUUAAGCGCAACUUGCCUAUUGGCGAUUUAUUUCUGUUUAAUUCCGAAAUUCAACGAGCUCUUAUCCCGGAUGAGGUAAAGUUGAAUGUCGAACACAAUGGUUGCCCAUGUAGAAUCUUGCGUCACAUGGUAGUGGCAGAAUAAGUAAGCAUCAUGAACUUCAAGUAGCCGGGAUGAAAUUAGGACUGCCUUUGCCAGCUUAAUAGCCUGCAAAGCGACUGUUUGGUUGGGAUGCCACUACUCAACGUCAUUCCCACCUUCUAAUGUUCCACCUUAGGCGGAAGUAAAAGCAAGAGGUCUCUCCGUACUUCUCGAUAGCAUGCGUGCUAUUUUCAUGAAGUUCACAAGUAUACUGUUUCGUAACGGCUGUAGUCAGGGGCAACGGGAGUGUCACCCCGCUCAUACGUACCGUACCUGGUCUUCGGGAAUAGAAGUGCGUUGAAAUUUGAUUGACUUUCGCACACGGCCGGAUGCACUGAACUAUUCUGCUGGUGACAACGUAGGAAUCGAAAAAGCCACCACAUGCAUACGUGGUUCGCCACGGUCGCACAGUCGGUUAGUAGAGGUUGUGUUUGUUUAUGGCACCGAAGUCGCAUUAUCCAGGCCUGUGUUCCUAAUAUCCCCAGUCCCUUUUUGGGUGAACUGUCUUGUUUUUGUUUCAAAGUAUAGAUUAGCCCUGUUUACAACAGAUCUGAUGAUUAUCAAUGCCCAUCAAUUCUUUUAUCAGCGAUAAACAGUGCACUUUUUCCCAUUCACUAUAUUUUCUUAUCAUCAGAUCGUAACUCAAAUUGGGAUGCACAUGCUCACCCACAAAGAUGCUCGCUUCGAAUGCGAGUAUUGUGGAAAACGGUUCACCAAGUCCGUCUACUACAACGAGCAUAUUCGCAUUCACCGUGGUGAACUGCCAUUUGAAUGCCACAUCUGCCGGAGGCGGUUUAACAAGAAGUCGAACCUCAACGUUCAUAUUAAAUUCCACGAGAAGCAUCGUGACGAAGAAGGCAACGUAAGUGUCUUUUCCUCAACGGAAUACAUCACUUUCCUCAUAGUCCGUUUUCUUUGCAACGCAGUCUGUGUUUGGAAGCCAGAUUUCUAGAUCCAGGUGCAAUCACAGGUGUUCCCGACCUGCGGUUGUAUGACUGGAUCGCGACGGCUGAUAAACCCCAAGUGACCAUUGGUCUCCAUUGUCAGUGUUAAUUUUAAAUUUCUAAUCGCGUCCGAGUUCCUAGGAUUAAAGUACGCUAUUCCCUGUCAAUAUCGGUCCUGGGGUAGUCGUCGACCCCGACCGGGAGAUCCCAAGAAAUACCCAACCUUGGGUCCAUAUAUCCUGUUUAUCCAGAAACAGCACCAAAAAUGCCCUGACAAUGUGAAGGGAUUUGGCAUUCAAUCCUCACCAUCUACUGGAACUUCAGGGCUCACAUGACACCCACCGGUUUUCCCAUCCUGCUGCGAUCGUGCUUGUCGAGUUACCUUGAAUUCGGCGCAUUUAGUGCUACCCACAUUCUUUGGACUUAAUCAGGUCCCCUGUUGUAUCUACCUCUGGCCGGCCAAACUGCCUUUGGCUUCGUCAUCCGCCCUAUCUAACUCACGUCUUUGAACCGCCACAAACGGCGAGUUUAAUUCCAGGGGCCUUAAUCAUGAAGCACUGUGCCAGGCUCGUAGCCGAUCAUGAUGUUGGAUUCCUUGUUUCCAAUCCUUCGUCGUAAACAAUAAGAAUUUUUGAUUUUGAGGUCAAUAUUUGGAGCUAGUCUGCUGCCGCUUACUACGAAAUUUCUAUUCCUCCACAUUCAAUACUCCCAAUGACCUAUAAAACUAAAGAUGGGAGGGUUGGAUACCAGUGUCGCAACACUCCGUUACUGAUGCUAGUAUUAUUGCAGUUGGUUACCCAUACUGUAAGCGUUGGUAGAGUAGCAUUGGCAGCCGUGGUGGCGGUGGUAGUAGUAGUACUAAUAGUAGGAUUAUUAGUAGUAUUCGCCGUAUCAGUGGUGGUAGACGGGGAAAAACGUUUUCUUCAGUGUUGCGACAAUGUAUUCCCGCCAGUGGUAGUAGUAUUAGUAGUAACAGCGGUAGUAGUGGUAGUAGUAGCAGUAGUAGUGGUGGUGGUACUAGUAGUAGUAUUAGUGGUAGGAGUAGUAGAAGUAGUAGUAGUAGUAGUAGUAGUAGUAGUAGUAGUCCGCCCGUAAGACAGGCUGGUGGGGGAAUAGACAAUUCUAAGUGUUGCGACACUCUAUUCCCGCCAAUAGACUUUCAGUUUGAUUGAGAUGGACAUCUACGCUGCUCAAUCCUGAUUAAAACGAAUCGCUUUUUAAGCCGCUAAUCAGCAAGCACUGUUGAAAUAAUAUACUUGACCGGAUUAACGCUCUCUCUCUCUCUCUCUCCUGAGGACGGAUGUGACAGCAGUGUGAACUAACAAAUAUGAGUUUUCCGGGAUUAGCUGCAUCCGCCUCAAACUUGAAAUCUAAGAGCACUCUUAUCCUUUUUGAUUUGCUCCUCUCCACACGGAGAGGCUACAAGUCGCUGACUAACGGCCAGACAGACGCAGGUUGCAGGGCAUUCCCACCUUCAGGUCUCCUUAAUGAACCUGCCUCUCAUGCAUGUUGCACUCAUCGCGUGAGAAUUAGCGGGUCUGUGAUCUUUCGUUAAGUCGCCGCGGCGAUCUCCCCUGGCGGAGGGCUAAUGAUGGCGGGCGGGCGAGCGGGCGGGCGGGCGGGGGAUUAUACGCUCCUCAAAUCUGUCAGCGAUGGUGAUAUUUGUGACUUACAGGACUGGGAAAUGUGCGGCUAUACUAGGACAGGAUGUAGGAGGCGCGAAGACAGUCAAAAAUGCUCUCAAAGGACGACCGCAGCAAUGUCGAAACUCUCUUUACUGGAUUGGUACAUCUUUAAACAGUCACUCAUUCACGCGUAGGGGUUAAAAAGGCGACAAAACGUAAAUAAGAGGACUUUGGAAUUCGUUUUUUUCAUACUUUACGCGUAGACAGCCAGUCAUAAGAUGCCGUAACGUCUUUUUCAACUGCGCGCGACUAUUGCCUGUUGAGAAGCAAACUGUUCAAUGGAAAAACUGCCCCGACGGUAAUCAAAUGUGAUAUGUAAAUAAAAGCAGGGAGUGUCGAUCCCUGUCCAGUCGUCCGAUCAAACCUGAGAGAACAUGAAGUGUGGUUUUACAGUUGUCGGCGUUUUGAACGGGAGGGAAUCCAGGCCAAGUACGAAGCCGAUGGAGGGAAAAUCGAUUACAUUGAUGCCAAUCAUGUUGUAGAGUAUGCUACCGAUGUUUUCGUCGUUGUUGUCACCGCUGCAUCUGCUGCUGCUGCUGCUGCUGCUGCUGAUGAUGAUGAUGAUGAUGAUGAUGAUGAUGAUGAAUACGACAUUGCUGCUAUUGGUGCUGCGGCGAUUAAUACAACAUAUUGACAGAUGUAGUAACAAUAGUUUUCGUUGGAGUCUCCAGUCAUUCCGCACGAUUACAAUCAGCUCUAAUUGACACGUCGAAGCAUAAGCAAAGAGGAAGAAGAAGAAGAAGAAGAAGAAGAAGAAGAAGAAAAAGAAGAAGAAGAAGAAGAGGAAAGUUGGUCGAGCACCGAAACAUUCUGUUUAUUGUUCUGAGCUCCCGAACUCGUGCAGGAGUCCAUCGCCAGAGAUAGCAGCAACAUCACCAGCAAUAUGGCAUUCCCCGCCAUGCAUUAAGGACUCUUUGGAAGCAAUCGAGUGGCUCGCCGCGGAACUAGGUGAAGGAGUUGUACACCGGCCCAAAGCCAUCAUGCACAGCAAGGUCAUGAAAUCAAGGACUGGUUAAAGCCUGAGGAGCAAUCUGGGAUAGUGUAAGCUCAUCCCGUGCCAAAACCGUCCUUGUAACUACAUAGGCCAGACUGGACGCAUGCGCGGAUCGCGCAUACACGAACACAAACUGACUGUGCGACGAAGCGACAAAUUAUUACAAGUAGCAGGUCCCCUGUUGUAUCUACCUCUGGCCGGCCAAACUGCCUUUGGCUUCGUCAUCCGCCCUAUCUAACUCACGUCUUUGAACCGCCACAAACGGCGAGUUUAAUUCCAGGGGCCUUAAUCAUGAAGCACUGUGCCAGGCUCGUAGCCGAUCAUGAUGUUGGAUUCCUUGUUUCCAAUCCUUCGUCGUAAACAAUAAGAAUUUUUGAUUUUGAGGUCAAUAUUUGGAGCUAGUCUGCUGCCGCUUACUACGAAAUUUCUAUUCCUCCACAUUCAAUACUCCCAAUGACCUAUAAAACUAAAGAUGGGAGGGUUGGAUACCAGUGUCGCAACACUCCGUUACUGAUGCUAGUAUUAUUGCAGUUGGUUACCCAUACUGUAAGCGUUGGUAGAGUAGCAUUGGCAGCCGUGGUGGCGGUGGUAGUAGUAGUACUAAUAGUAGGAUUAUUAGUAGUAUUCGCCGUAUCAGUGGUGGUAGACGGGGGAAAAAGUUUUCUUCAGUGUUGCGACACUGUAUUCCCGCUAGUGGUAGUAGUAUUAGUAGUAACAGCGGUUCUAGUGGUAGUAGUAGCAGUAGUAGUGGUGGUGGUAGUAGUAGUAGAAGUAGUAGUAGUCCGCCCGUAAGACAGGCUGGUGGGGGAAUAGACAAUUCUAAGUGUUGCGACACUGUAUUCCCGCCGAUGGGAGUGCGUGGUAUCCACAUAGAUCCAGACAGGGACAUGGUCAUUCAACUCCUUGCACUGAAUCAGUCGUACGAAUAGAACCUCCACCAUGGGGAAAAGCAUAAGAUCUGGCCACAAUGGACUUGCGGUGAAUCUGUGGAUGGUUACAUUUUGAUUUGCAGCGAGCACCGUUUACCGGUAUUUUUAGCCAGUAACAUUGCGAGACUGGCAAGGGAAAGAUUUUAAGCAUCAUAAAAGUACCUAAGAAAAUGCCCUGCAGCCUUAGUAUUCAUAGUACACGUCAAAAAUACUGACGAAACGGCUUUUCAUACCUCCUUUUGCUCUUCGUUUCAUUAGUAUCUCGAAUUGAAGGCGCGCGGUCGUGUAAGCAUAAUGUUUGGCGACGCCUCAUUGACGCCGGAGGAGCGUGCUGCCAAGGAGGCCGCCAUGCGUCUGCGUGGGAACAAGGUCAAGGUCUCAGUAGCCUGCGGUUCCGACUACCCUGGUGCAUUCAAUAUUGGCGGGCCAGCGGGCGCUGCCGCCGACGCCUGUGCUGCCGUCGUGCCGGUAGUGGCCUAUCUGGAUGCAGAUGCUGGACCCAAUACCGCUGGCCAUUUCGGCGGACAGUCUGCUCUACUGGGUCGGAAUCUGACGACGACGACGCCGCAGUCCUUCACCAAUGGAGCCCGUGUUCCGUUGUCCCGCACGACCCGCCCGGUGCCCUCCCAUGUUUGGGAGACAGAAACCAAACAAGUUCGUUUGCAGUGAGAGACAGAGAGCUAACUAGGUGAGUGCUGUGGAUGUAGGAAGUUCUGUCAUUGGGUCCUCAUUGCGAAAUUGACAACAUUAUUAUUACCAAACUAGUUUGCCCAGAAACUCGGGUGUGUUUCCCUGCCACAGUUCGUUUCACCCCGACUGGAUGCUAACAAGUAAGGCCCUGUUUUUCUGUUCAGUCUGGCAGAAUUUUCGACUGCGCAUACUUUGUAAGGUUUUGUGCACAGUCUUUGCACACCCCUUGCUACGUAUCUGCAAAACGUACUGUUGAAACGCUCCCUGGCGCUUCUCUGUCUGUUCUGUUAGUAGUUUGGUUUCUUCUCUGGCUGGUCUGCAUGAGGCGCACAAGGCGUAGUCACUAAGGAAUUGGUAGUCGCUCAAAACGUCUACCUGCACGAGACGCCCAUUGUGCUCUGAUCUCAUCUUACAGUGAAAAGCUACGGGAACCGACGCCGUUAUUAUGGUGCGGUAGUUACUUACGCAUUCAGUGUUUCCUAAUGACGGAAACUUGCGCGCAAUUUUUCAAGAUGACUUGGAGUUGGUAUGGGAACUGCGUCACACGUAUGUGCUGAUACAUGAACUAGACUUCAAGGUGUCGGGAGGGGGAGGUGUUUUUGACUUUAUACGAUUGACAGUGUCAUACAGGGCACAUUGAAGUUUUAGAUUUAGCCAUCUGAUCCCUCAGUCCAGAGGGCGGAGGACAGUUAUCCCGUCAAGACACGACUGUUAGCGUUGGCCUCGGUCUCUUCCCAUCCCUAUCCUGUACCGGUAACAGGCUAGAGUCCACUGGGCUGAAAACGAGAUUGGACACAGUAGCUGAAGUGACUACCGUCUACCAUAGACAAUACACCUUUUUGGCGCGCCUUUAGGUCCAACAAGACUCAGUCCAUUUGGGUGCUGGACUGGGCGCACAAUACACGAAACUCUCCUGGGCGAAUUGGUUGCAUCGACUGACGGACGAAGCCAGGCAAUAUAACCACGUAUCUAACAACAGCUGUAGGAGAGAGCGCAAUCAGGUCGCACUCAGAUGUGGCUUUAUCUCAGUCCUGUCACCGUCAAUCGCUUUUACGCAGUCUUGUCAGUGGUUCCCAAGGAGUGGGUUGAUGGCCUUCUUCAUUAAUAUAGAUCCAAGCACAAGUCACUACUCUGGGAUGAAGGGUAGCCGUUGUGUUCGACAGGCAAUCUAUGUUCCCUUUCCCCCAUGUGAUAGCCAGUUGCAGUUUUUGCGUUACCGUUACAGUUGGCGAUUGAUUUAGAGCUCUUAACUGCCAAGAAUUACGUCUUGUCGCCUUCAGUAUGUCUUGCUGUUCUUUUUCAGGUCUACCUGCUGCUCUCAGUGCGUGUAUUCCUCCCAUCUCGACAUAAUCGAAGUUGUUGAAAAUUUUCGACCUUAA